Molecule: messenger RNA, 5760 nt
Organism: Plasmodium adleri (nom. inval.)
Lineage: Eukaryota; Apicomplexa; Aconoidasida; Haemosporida; Plasmodiidae
Product: sodium/hydrogen exchanger, Na+, H+ antiporter
Exons: 2
Coding region: 1-5760 (1919 amino acids)
Biological process (GO): proton transmembrane transport
Cellular component (GO): membrane
Molecular function (GO): sodium:proton antiporter activity
Source: RefSeq, a predicted model, not a curated record
AUGACUUAUGUAGAGACGAGUAGCUUAUAUUAUGGAAAUGAAAAAAAGGAAGGUAAUAUAAAAGAGAAGAGAAGAAUAUACCCAGUUAGUUUAAUUAAAAUAAUAUUGAUUGUAUUAUUUUUGUGUUUAUUUAAAAAGAAUGAUGUUACUUUAUGGAGAGAAAAAUAUUUUUAUGAAUAUAAUAAUAAUAAUAAUGAUGAAACAAAAUGGAUAGCGCCUCUUUUUAGUAUUAAUAAUUUUGUUAAAGAAAAAUGUGGGAGUUUUUUAUAUAUGUAUAUUUUUAAUAUAAAAAAAGAUGGAAUUUUAAAUGUAGAAAAUAUUUUUUUAGAUACAUUUGAUAAUAAUAAUUAUUAUUAUAAUGAUAACACAUGUUAUAUGUCCAAUAAAAGAAAUUAUAUGAAAAUAAAAAAUUUAUGUAUUUUUGGUUAUAUGUCCAAUAAAAGAAAUUAUAUGAAAAUAAAAAAUUUAUGUAUUUUUGGUUAUAUGUCCAAUAAAAGAAAUUAUAUGAAAAUAAAAAAUUUAUGUAUUUUUGGUUAUAUGUCCAAUAAAAGAAAUUAUAUGAAAAUAAAAAAUUUAUGUAUUUUUGGUGAUAUAUCCUCAAAUUUUGGAAAUAUAAAAGAUGUUGAUUAUUCUUUUAGUGGAAAAAAAAGAUAUAGAAUUUUACAAGAAAUAAAAAGAAAAGAUUCGAGAGGAAAAAGAGGAGAUAAAGAGAAAAAUGAAUCAUAUAUUGAAAAUUCAGAUAAUUAUGAUGAUUAUAACGAAUUUGAUGAUUCAGAUGAUGGUAAUAAAAACCAGAUGCCAACAGCUUCUAACGAAGUUUCUGAAGGUAUAAUAUUUUUUUGUUUUAUUUUCAUUUCAGCUACUAUGUUACAGUUUAUAUUAUCAAAAAUUCAUAAAUUUAAUAUUCCAGUGUCAGUUAUAUGGUUUUUAUAUGGAAUGAUUACAUAUGUGAUAGCUAAGAAUUUCAAUAUGUUUGAAGAGAAUACAUUACAUAAAUCUAUAAUUAAUGCUAGAAAUAUUGAUUCUUCUGUUUUAUAUUUUAUUCUUUUACCAAUAUUAUUAUAUGAAGCUACUCAAGAUAUAAAUUAUUAUGCAUUUAAGAAUUUUUUAUAUGGAGGAAUAGGUUUAGCUGUUGUGGGUGUAGGAUUACAAGUAGGUAUAUUAGGUAUAUUAUUUUAUUAUUCUUUUAUGUAUAGACAAGAACAGAGCCCUUUAUCUAGUAGUUUUUUAUUAGCAUCUAUAUUAUCUUCUACCGAUCCUGUAGCUGUGUUAUCUAUAUUAGGUGUUGUAGAUGCACCGUCAAAAAUAAGUUCUAUGUUUCAUGUAGAAUCUUUAAUAAAUGACGGUAGUUCAGUGUUAUUAUUUCAAUUUUUUUUUUAUUUAACUAUAGGAUAUAAAGCGAAUACAUCUCAAUAUGCUGUGUUGUUUGUGAAAUUAUUAUUUUUAAGUCCUGUUUUUGGUAUUGGUAUGGCUAUGAUUACAUUUGCAUGGAUAAAUUUAUAUAGAAAACAUUAUUAUAAUCAAUGCUUAGCUACAAUAACAAUGUGUUAUUUGUGUUAUUUUGUAUCUGAAUAUUAUUUGAAUUUAUCAGGUCCUUUAUCAAUUGUAUGUUAUGGAUUAUUUAUUAAUGCAUAUGGUCAUAUAGCAUUAGAUGAGAUAGCUCAAAGAAAACAUAAAGAAAUUGUAGAAUUAUUAGCUUUAAUGGGUAAUUCUAGUAUUUUUAUUAUAUCUGGUAUUAUAUCAUUUGGAAUGAUGGAGAAUGUUUUUAAAGAUAAUUUAUAUUUCUUUUUAUAUAUUGCUUUGACAUAUGUAUAUUUAUUAAUAGCACGUACUGUUAUGAUAUUAAUAUUUACUCCCUUCCUUUCAAAAAUAGGAUAUGAAGUUAAUUGUAAAGAAAUUAUGUUAUUAAUAUGGGGUGGCUUAAGAGGUGGUAUUGUAUUAGUAUUAGGAUUACGUAUAGAAGCAGAAAAUAAAAUAAAUGAAAAACUAACAAAAGAAUUAGCUUAUUAUAUAAGUGGUAGUGUAUUAUUAAUACUAACAAUUCAAGGUUUAACAUUUGAAUGGUUAUAUAGAUUUUUAAAUAUAUAUCCUCCUAAUCCUUUUCGUAUUGUCUAUUUAGAAAAGGUAUUAAAAAUGAUUGAUUAUAAUUUUUAUAUAAGAAAAAAGAAUUUAAAAAAUUAUUGGCUAUUUAAAGGAACGAAUAUUUUACAUUUUUCUAGUAAAAUUGUACCUGAGCUAUAUUGGAGGAAGAUGAAUAAAUAUGGUGAGUUCGAUUUAAGAUUACCUGAUAUAUAUACAUGUCUUCAGGAUAUACGUACAUGUGAUAUAUCUUUCUGGGAGAGAGCUUAUGACUCUCAGACUGUUAUAGAAAGUUUCGAUGAUUAUUCAUCUAAUGAAAAAAAAAACAGGACAAAUAAUAAAGCUCAAAAAAGUGAAAUAUUGAAUUGUGAUAUGAAGGCUAGGAUCAUGAAUGAAGCUAAUGAGGAAAAUGAAAAUGAUAUAGUAUGUGAAAAGGAGGGGUUCAAAAAUGAAAGAGAUAAUAGUACAAAAAAUGAAAAAAAUGAAAAGAAUUAUGACAAUAAUGAAAAAAAUGGUGACAAUAAUGAUAAAAAUGAUGACAAUAAUGAUGAUAAUAAUAAUAUAUAUAUCCAUACACAUAACAAUACAAAUCUUAGUAAAUUACCUUAUGAUGAAUAUUAUAAGAAAGGAAAAAAAUUUGAAGAUAAUGAAAGUAUCAAUUUCAGUGCUAAAAAAAGUGUAUAUGAAAAUUUGAGAGACAAAAGUAAUUAUCUUAAUGACUUAACAGCAAAUGAAGAUACUAGUGAUGUAUAUAGUUAUUUAAAUAAAAAUACAUAUAAUAAUAUGAGUAAUAUAUAUGGUGGUUAUAAUUAUUAUAAUAAUAUAAAUAAUAAUAAUAACAAUAAUAACAAUAAUAAUAAUAAUAAUAGAUAUAGAAGUUUAAAUUUUAUUAGUAGAAAACUUAGUGUUGAAAAUACCUAUAAAGGAGAAAUGAGAAUUAAUGUAAUAAGAAAUCAUGAUAAUUAUUAUAGUAGUUAUGAUGAUGAAGAUCAUAAUUAUAAUAAUCUCAAUAGAUCAUUAUCAUCUAAAAAUUUCGAUCAUUUCAGCAAUAAUCUAAAUGAAUUUACAGAUAAUGGAUCGUCAUGCUCUGAUAAAGCAUUAGAUCAUAUAAAAAUAAAAAAUUUGAAUGCUUUUAAUUUUGAUAAAAUAGCUGUAAAGGACUAUGACAAAUUAAUAAAAAAAAUGAAUUAUAGAGAAUUUAAAAGAGCAAGAACAGGGAAAGAAGAAAAUUUUAAUGUUAUAGAUAAUAUUGUUAAUAGUAAUAAAGAAACAUUUAAUCCGAAAUAUAAUCUUAGAUUAAUUGAACAUGCAACCCAUUUGCCAAAGACAUUAAGUGAUAAUUUAUUAAUUAAAAGUAGUAUGGAACAGGAAGAUGCAUAUUGUAAAGAUGAAAAGAAUAAAAAGAAGAAUAGAAAAAAAAAUAAAAAAAUAAUAAAUAAAAAUUAUGAUCCAUAUGAUAAAGAUAAAAAGAAAAAUUUCUUAUCAUUUAGAGCAGAUGAUAGUGAAGACGAUGAACAUAUUGAUAAUAAUAAUCCUGAUAGCAGCGAAGAAGAAGAAUUUAAAAAAAAAAAUAAAGAAAAAAGUAUAAAAAAAAAUAAUAAUAAUAAUAAUAAUAAUAAAAUACGUAACAAUAAUUGUAGUGAUAAUGAUGCAGAUGUAGAAGAAGUAGAAGUAGAAUCAGAUGAUAUAAGCAAUAUAAAUUAUGGUAAUAGAACUAAAGAAGAUGUAAACUUAUUAAAUGAAUAUAAAGAUAUAAAAAAAAAAAUUGAUGAUAAAAGUGAUUAUUAUGAUUCAAAAGAAAUUUUAAAUUUAGAUGAAACAAAUAAAGAGUUAAUUAUGAGUGAUAAUUUUAUAGUGAAAAUUCCUGUUGAUAUAUCUAAUGAUGAUAGAGAUAUGAUAAAAAAAAAAAUGAAUACAAAUGAAAAUACAAAUACACUAUCGGUUGAUGUUCUUUAUAAUGAUGAUAAUAAAAAUAUAAGUAAUGAUAAUAAAAAUAUAAGUAAUGAUAACAAAAAUAUAAGUAAUGAUAACAAAAAUAUAAGUAAUGAUAAUAAAAAUAAAAGUAAUGAUAACAAAAAUAUAAGUAAUGAUAACAAACAUAUAAGUAAUGACAAUUGUGAUAAAUGUGAUGAUAUUAAUAAUAAUAGUAGUCAUUAUAAUAAAGAAAAGGAAGCUAAUUUCAAUGAAUAUUUAACAUAUCAAAAUUUAUUUGCUCUACAGAAUGAAGAUAAUAAUAUUAUAAAUUUUUUUAAUAAUGAUAAAAAAUAUAAUUCAAAAAAAAGUUCAAAAAAACAUUCUUCAUAUUGGAAUAUUUCAACUAAGGCAACAAAUGGAAAGAGUCCUGUUUUAUUAAAUAAUGAAAUGGAUAAAAAGAAAAAGAGAAGUUUAAAAUUAUUUAAUAGAAUUAAUAAUAAAUCUUCUUGUAGUGCAUGUUCAGGGGGUUUCAAUUUUGGUCAAUGCACUUCAAAAGCAAAAAAAUGUGAGCAUUAUCAUGAGCAUGUUCAUAAAUAUCAUGCUGAUAAUAAAAAAAAAAAAAAAAAAAAAAAUAUGAAAAAAGAAGCAUAUAAUGAAAACUCUUAUACUAGUAGUAAUAACAUAAGAAAGGAUGAUAAUGAUAAUAAAAAUAGAAAAGACAAUUUUGAAUUUGAAAAUGAAAAUUGUAGUUUACCACGAAAUAAUACAGCUGAUUUUACUGCACAUAGAUAUGAUACUGAUCAAACAAUAAAUUUUGAAUGUAUUGAAGAAAUGUGUCAAAAAAAACAUGGAGGUAUACCAUUUUAUAGUUUUUUAAAAAAACCCAAAAUAAGAAUAAAAAAUAAAUUAUUUAAUGAAUUGAGAAGAGCAAGAAGUCAUGAGAGUUAUGUUAAUAAAGAAAAAGCUAAUAAGAAACGAGAUUAUAUUAAUUAUAAUACAAUGAAAAAAAGAAUGAUAAGAAAAGAAAGAGAAGGAGAAUUAUAUAUUAUGAUAUUUAAUACAUGUAGAGAAUUAUAUAAAAAAUUAUAUGUAAAUGGUUUUAUAUCUGGAGAAUGUUUAUUAACACUUACAUCUAUUCUAGAUUUAUCAGCUGAUUUUGCUAUUAAAAAAGUUAGAAUGAAUCCUAUAAAAGCAUGGGCAGAUGCAUUUGAUAAAGGAAGAAAACAUAAAAGAAGAAGUACAAGAAGAAAUAGUAUAGAUCAUAGAAAUGGAUUUGAAUAUGAAUUCCAUAUAUUAUUAUCAAAAUUAAAAAUCAACAAAAAAAAUUUCUUUUUCUUUUCUCCUAAGGUUAUUAAUAUUUUUCUUGUAUAUGAACACUGUAUGAAAGAUCUACAAAUUAUUUUGUCAUAUGUUGAUGUCCAUCAAUGUACAUUAGAUAAGGGAGGUAUCACAAUGAAACUAUUAUUAGGAAAGAAUUUACUUAGAAGUUAUUAUAGAAAUAUAGAGCUAGCCAAAAAUCUAAUUCCUCAUCUUGUUAGGAAAUAUAAAGACGUUGUAAAAUAUUGCCUUAUCAAAAUAGGAACUGAUAUGUUAUUACAUUUGAAAAAAACAAUUGUAAAUGAACAGGCAGCCAACGGACUACUCUUAUCACAAGAUAAUGAAAAACUCAAUGGAAUUUUUGACGAGCAGCAAGUCAAAAUUAAUAGAUAUAGACCUUACUUGCAUUAUUUUUUAAAAAAAAAUAUUCUAAAAAGGUUUAUAAAAUGA